AUGCAGCAGGUCGAGAUUGCACCAGAUCCAAAUUACGACCCGUCACUGGUCCAAUCUACUUCUCUCCGCAUUAUCAAGUACACUCCACGUCUCUGGGAGUUGAAGACGGGAGAGUCGGUGUCCUUUCGGUCUAACUUGCCAGAGCACUGGGAACGGCAGCUACGGCCGGGGGAGACGUAUGAACUUCUCUGGCUGGGAGGCAUGAUCGCACUGUGUGACUGGGAGACGACGAAGGAAUGUCUUGGGAAGGAACUGAGGCUUUGUUCUGAGACGGGGAGAGAUCUCUUAGUAUUACCAGGGGGAGCGCAUACUCUCCUCUCGGUAGGGAGUGUGCGCUCUCCUCCAGUACCCAGGGUAUCGCCAGGGCCUGUUCAGGAUGAAAAUCGUGUGCUUGGAGCCCCCAUCCUCAGCGUGGAACUGCAAUGUCCUCCCACGAUCCAUCGCCAGGGUCUCUUCCAGGUCAUCAGAGAGCUCCACUAUCACCCUUCGGAAUCGCAGGAGGCAAAAGCAAUUACAUUCCACACCCUGAUAGCUUCCCGAUCCAUUGCAACAAGAGACUGCUUUCAACUCUAUCGACGCAAUGUAACACGCCUCGAGCGAGUCGAAACCGACAGCCUCAACGACGCAUACGCUAUCUACGAUGACCCGGACGUGCUCGUCAAGGUCACCGCCCACGAUGAUUUCACCACUCUCCGACCGGGGGAAUCGUGGAAUUUUCCACAGUAUAUCCAGGGACGGAGCUGGACGGAUAUUCCCCGUGAUGCACAUGUUGGGGAGACCUCCUACGUGCAGUACAACGGGGGGACCGUCGACUGGUGGAAUUGGGGUGGGCAGGAGGGCCAUGCCAGCACGAAAGUGACCUUGUCCUGUUCAAUAUCUGGACGAGUGGUGGACCCGGCAGAUAAUGGAGAGAGACCGCGGUUGGUCGUUCCGGCGUCGAAUAUCGUAGAGUUCACCUUGGUUGGUUCUGGAUGA
This is a messenger RNA of Penicillium daleae, 975 nucleotides long. RefSeq lists its product as uncharacterized. Lineage: Eukaryota; Fungi; Ascomycota; Eurotiomycetes; Eurotiales; Aspergillaceae. The transcript is spliced from 2 exons. The record is from RefSeq and is a predicted model, not a curated record. Bases 1 to 975 code for a protein of 324 amino acids.